AUGAGGUCCGCCGCGUGGCACGCCCUGCUCCCGUCACUAGUGCCUGCCAAGCCCGGCAUCUUCUUCCUCCGCAGCCGGCCCGGGCGGUUCUUGUCACACGCUCACGGCUUGCGGCCGUGUGGCGCUGCGAGCUCUCUGCCCCCCGGGGAGUACCUUCCUCCCUUGUUCAGCGUGGCGCCGAUGAUGGACUGGACAGACAACCACUACAGGACGCUCGCGCGGCUGAUAUCGAGGCACGCCUGGUUAUACACAGAGAUGUUGGUCGCUGAGACCAUUGUGCAUCAGAAAGAUAAGUUGGAUAGAUUUUUAGCAUUUCCUGCUGAACAGCAUCCUAUUGUGUUACAAAUUGGUGGAAGUAAUCUUGACAAUUUGGCAAAGGCAACUGAAUUAGCAAGUGGAUAUGCAUAUGAUGAGAUCAACCUGAAUUGUGGUUGCCCCAGCGGCAAAGUUGCUGGCCACGGUUGCUUCGGUGCUCGCUUAAUGUAUGAUCCAGAGUUUGUAGGGGAUGCUAUGUCAGCUAUUGCUGCCAAUUGUGAUGUCCCUGUCAGUGUUAAAUGCAGAAUUGGAGUUGACGAUCGUGACUCCUACGAAGAACUUUGUACAUUUGUAGAUAAAGUUGUUUCUAAGUCACCAACCAGGCAUUUUAUUAUCCAUGCUCGGAAGGCGUUGCUCAGUGGCCUCAGUCCUGCGGAGAAUCGGAAGGUUCCUCCUUUAAAAUAUGAGUACUAUUAUGCUUUGUUGCGGGACUUCCCAGAGGUACACUUUACACUAAAUGGAGGCUUAAUGACUAUUGAACAAGUUAGUGCAUCCAUAAGACAAGGCGCCCAUCAAGUUAUGGUUGGUCGUGCUGCUUACAAUAAUCCAUGGAAUAUGCUGGGGCACGUAGAUAGUGAAAUUUAUGGCAUGCCAACACCUUGCUCUUCGCGUCGCCAGAUCCUUGAGAGCUACCAAGUUUAUGGUGAUUCUAUAAUUGGACAGUAUGGCAUCAGCAGGCCAAACGUGAGGCAACUUGUUAAGCCAUUGUUACAUUUGUUCCACUCAGAGCCUGGUAAUAGUUUGUGGAAACGUAAGGCUGAUUCUACGUUGCGCCACUGCAAGACACUUGUGCAGUUCUUGGAGGAAACUCUUGACGCCAUUCCUGACUCUGUCCUUGACGCACCAGUAUUGAUGGAGCCAUCCAGGGAGCAAGACUACUUCGCCCAUGUGGAUUCCUUAUUGCCGCCAAGAUACACAAAACUGGCCAAUGGCAGCUAUGAAAGCCCAGCACUUGUAACUGCAUCCAGUUGA
Messenger RNA from Triticum turgidum subsp. durum (durum wheat), 1287 nucleotides. The record is from the annotation of a GenBank genome assembly. Lineage: Eukaryota; Viridiplantae; Streptophyta; Magnoliopsida; Poales; Poaceae.